Molecule: messenger RNA, 918 nt
Organism: Cryptococcus wingfieldii CBS 7118
Lineage: Eukaryota; Fungi; Basidiomycota; Tremellomycetes; Tremellales; Cryptococcaceae
Product: nuclear protein
Exons: 6
Coding region: 1-918 (305 amino acids)
Source: RefSeq, a predicted model, not a curated record
AUGCUCGCCUUCAUCCCCGCCCUUGCCUUCCUCCUCCCCGUCCUCGCUCAGGGCACCAGCAACGGCACCGCCUCCGACGUCGACAUCGAGGGUCUUGAGGCCAACUUUCAGCAGGCUCAAAUCGUCCCCGGACUCCUCGAGACCUUCACGCCUGAGGGCAUUCUGAGCGUCGAGUUUGCCGGCCAGGCCAUCACUACCGGCCAGAACUUGACCGCCGAUGACGUUUCUUCUUCCCCCACCCUCGCCGUGUCCCCUGCGUCCAACGCCACUCUCGACUCGUCCGCCCUCUACACCGUCGUCAUGGUCGACGCGGACAUUGUCGGCACCGACGAGUCCUCCACUCAACAGACCCGACACUGGCUCGUCAACUCUGCCGGUAUCGAGAGCGGAAGCUCUGGAUCUCAGGCGGUGAACUGGACUGGAUCCACUUCUAUCACCGACUACGCUGGUCCUGGCCCCGACGCUGGAUCCGGUGCCCACCGAUACGUUAUCAUCAUCUACGAGCAGCCCUCCGACUUUACCGCCCCCGACGACCUCUCCACCCCUGGCACCGCCCUCGGCCAGUUCUCCCUCUCCGACUAUGUUUCUUCCUCCAAUCUCGGAAGCAUCGUGACCGCCAACUACUUCCAGGUCGAGAACGGUGUUGCUACUGUCUCUCCCUCUUCCACCACCGCCGUCGAGUCCUCUACCCUUGCCGGCUACGGCUCCACCACCGUCUCUUCUUCCGCUUCCGGUACCGUCGCCAACUCUGGCGCGGCUUCCGACGCUUCCGCUACCGGCUCCUCCACCGACUCUUCAUCUUCCUCUUCCUCCUCUGCCGCCUCUUCCGCCGCUGGCGUGAACACUCAGGUCGGAUGGGGUAUGGUUGUUGGUGCCGUUGGUGUCGUUGGCGCUGUUGUUGGAGCCGGUAUGGUCUAG